AUGCAUCUGUAUAGGCCAUCUCCCAUAGCUGCAGCAUUGAGGGCCAAGAGGAUGAGGGGCUCAACCAUGCAGCUACCCCUGUUGGUGCUGGGGCUGCUCAGCCUGAUGACUCCACGUGCCUAUGGCCAGAACCAGAGAUACCAGGAUUUGGUGAAUGGAUUCAUUCAACAAUACAACAAGAAUUCAGGAUCAGAAAACCUCUUUCGUCUCUCAAUCCUGGAUCUGCAGUCUGGAGAAAACAAUGAUCCCGCUACUCCUCGACUUCUGAGCUUCACCAUCAGAGAGACUGUGUGCCCCAAUACUGAAAAUCACAAUCCAGAUGAAUGUGACUUCAGGGAAAAUGGGGUGGUGAAAGAAUGCGUUGGAGCCAUUGCCCUGGAUUCUCCCAAUCCCUCUGCUGAUAUUUCUUGUGAUGGGCCUGAAAAGACCAAGAGAUGUGACUAUUUUUGUAGGCUUGGGGAUGCAUGGAGGAGAUUGAAGGACUUCAUUACGGACAGUCAACUCAAAUGCCAGAGUCUCAACAUCUACUGCCUUUUCUUCAGCAACAUCAAGGUUAUGAAUGCCUAUGAAUGUAUCAUCAGUUGUAGGCUAGUAAAAGAGUGCAGACAGAGCUACGAGUAG
Trichosurus vulpecula (common brushtail) is the source of this 621-nucleotide messenger RNA. Its product is annotated as cathelicidin antimicrobial peptide-like. The transcript is spliced from 6 exons. The record is from RefSeq and is a predicted model, not a curated record. Gene Ontology annotation, biological process: antimicrobial humoral immune response mediated by antimicrobial peptide; defense response to Gram-negative bacterium; innate immune response. NCBI's taxonomy places the organism in Eukaryota, Metazoa, Chordata, Mammalia, Diprotodontia, Phalangeridae. Gene Ontology annotation, molecular function: lipopolysaccharide binding. Gene Ontology annotation, cellular component: extracellular region. Bases 1 to 621 code for a protein of 206 amino acids.